AUGAUACUAUUGUUAAUCGCUCUUAAUAAUUGUCCCCGUAGUAUCUAUAUUCACGCUAGGGGGUUAAAGGAUGGGGGUAAUGUAUGUUUUAAGAAUGGUGAGUUUGUUUCUGCCGGUGCAAAGUACGAUAGAGGGCUAAAACUUCUUUGCUUUGGUUUACCAAGUAAUGUGGAGGAUAGUGUCAUGUUCUGGAAUCUAGCAAUUGUCUUGGAAUUGAAUCUUGCAGCUUGUGCUCUUAAGAUCCAUGACUAUAAUCAAACGAAGGAGCUUUGCUCCUUAGUCUUAAAUCUUGAUGGUAGCAAUGUUAAAGCUCUUUAUAGAAGGGCCUUAGCAGAGAUUAGACUUUUCCAAUUGGAGGAGGCAUAUGAAGAUCUUGGCAAGGCAGCCAAGAUAGAGCCAACUAAUAAGGAUAUUCUCCGCAAGUUAGAAAGGUUGAUGGGACUACGUGGUCAAGCUAGAAAACUCAAUGGCAAGAGGGGUGCCGAGAAUUCUGUCCUCACUCACUGUACUCACAAAAAAAAAGGGAAAGGCCAUUCAACCCCACGAUAG
This is a messenger RNA of Chenopodium quinoa (quinoa), 549 nucleotides long. Its product is annotated as 70 kDa peptidyl-prolyl isomerase-like. The coding region runs from base 1 to 549 and encodes 182 amino acids. Gene Ontology annotation, molecular function: protein binding. The transcript has a single exon. The record is from RefSeq and is a predicted model, not a curated record. NCBI's taxonomy places the organism in Eukaryota, Viridiplantae, Streptophyta, Magnoliopsida, Caryophyllales, Amaranthaceae.